Arabidopsis arenosa is the source of this 1025-nucleotide messenger RNA. NCBI's taxonomy places the organism in Eukaryota, Viridiplantae, Streptophyta, Magnoliopsida, Brassicales, Brassicaceae. The record is from the annotation of a GenBank genome assembly.
AAGUAGGAAGCUUUGACUCGAAAUCUCGGUGAAGAAGAAGAGGAGAGACGAAACUGUUGUCUUAUUUCCGGCGCCGGGAACGUCGGAACUCCGGUGAACAGAGAAUGGGGAUGCAUUUGGCUGCUCUGUUUUUCAUUAUUUCACCACUCUGCGUUUUCUCCUCUGAAGUCCAGCUGAUAGGUUCUAAUCAAAACUUGGUCAAUGAUCUGGACGCAGCUAAGCUCAGAAUAUCUCAAUUGGAAGCUGUUCUUCAGGCGACCAUACAGAAGGUGGAUGCUAAGACCCUUUACUUGAAAGAGCGUGAGAAGUUGAUCCAAGUUGCUGAAAUUCAGAUCCAUGAUUUGCAGUCUGCUUCGUAUAGUGACGAGAGCGGCUUACCUUUGGUUCAAAAGAGGAUAAGCGAGUUGGAAGAAGAGGUUAAACGUCUAUGGGCUGCCUUGAGAACAACCAACUUCGAGCUUCACGUUUUAGAGGAUAAAGCUAGAGAAGCUAAGGAUAAACUUAAAGCUAAGGCUUUGGAAGUUGAACAGAUGACAGAAGCUGUUACGGAGCAGUGGAUUCAGGUCCAGCAUCUUGAGCAGAUGAGAGAAUUCAAUAACAGAAGGCAUCAAACACCUAGCAGAUGCACUCUUUUAAAGCUCAUGAGCAACAUCAAAAGAAAACAUCUGCCCAAAGUUGAUGAAGCAUUUGACAUUCACUGGAAGGGAAAGAAGGUUCUCUCAAUGCAACCGUAUCUCACACAAACCCUGUCACAGUUAAAAAGCCUCUGGGCAGCUGUUACUAAAUACCACCACCAGUUGCAAGGCUUCAUCGAGCAUGAGAUGGAAAGAACCGAGAUCACAGCAGCUCUUGCAAACAGAGAAGUGGUGUUUUUCAUGGCAUCUGCACUGAUUACUUUUCCGGUGUUUGGAGCAUGGAUCUUACUCUCUUCCUAGUUUGGUUUCUGGAUGACAUGAUCAACCGAUGCAUCAGCAAUUUUCAGAUUGGUUUUACUUCUCAUUGCUCAAGAAAUUGUCUAGUUUUAA